AUGGACCUUCAGAAUAAAGUCGAAAAACUCUCUAAGGAGAUUACGAAGCGACCGUCUGCUGGCGACGCGGGAAAGUUGUCACCAGGCUCGAAGGGGGAAAACGCGCAGGCGACGACGGGAAACGCGGAAGAAUCGGCGGGUUUGACGGGGAAGGCUCUUUAUCUGAGUCGCCUCAGGAGCGGAGCGCUGUCCUCGUCCCGAGGUUCCGCCGCAACAGGCGCUCCUAGCGGGAAAGGCGCUUCUAGCGGGAAAGGCGCCUCCUUUAGCGUGGCAGGCGCUCGUAGCGGGACAGCCGCGCAUAGCUGGACGGCCGCUCAUAGCGGGACAGGUGCUAAUAACGGAACAGGCGCUCAUAGCGCGUCCAUGGGCGGAAGGGGGAUUGGCGGCGGGUCUGGCUGGCGUGCGCGGGGUAAGGCGGAGUCGGACGGCGCUUUGGCUGGGGAGGGGGAGGAGAGGCGGAAAGAUGGGGAGGAGGAGCGGCGGAAGGAGGAGGCGGAGGUGACGCAGCGAGUAGAGGAGGAGGAGGAGAAUGGACGGCUGAGAUCUUCCCUCGAGGAGCCAGAGAAAGGCAAGGCUCUUAAAGAAAUAUCUCGGGAGUCGCCGAAGGCAGAGGCCUGUAUGGAAGAAGCGAAUGGAGCUUCAAAAGAAGAAUCGGUGAAGGAAGAAAUGAAAGCAGAAUCGAAGGGAGAUUGCAAGGAAGUAUUGAAUACUCAGACGAUUACAGGCGUUUCUCAGGAUGAGAAGGACAACUAUGAGGAGUACAAAGGGUCAUCUCUUAAGGGGGAUGAGGAGUUUCGGACAGGCGUCGAGUCUGCUAAUGCUGUACAAUCUGUUAAUGGCGAGUCUUCUAACGGGGCUGAGUUCACUAACGGAGUUGAGUCUACUAACGGGACUGAGUUCACUAACGGGGUUGAGUCUACUAACGGGGCAGCUAACGGGGGUGAGAAUACUAACGGGGUUGAGUCUAUUAACGGGGAUGAGCCUGCUGACGGGGUGAAUUUAAGGAUGGAGUGUACAGAUGAAAUAGCAGCAGCGAAGCACGAUAGUCCUGAAAAAGGAGAGCAGCAGGGGGGGCAACAACGGGAGCAACAGCAGGAAGUGACGCAGAAAGGAGAGCUGAAAGAGAAACGGCAAGAGGAGCAGCAGCAAGCAGAGCUUACUGAAGAGAAGGAAAAGGCAAGAAAAUGGGAUACUGGAGAGGGGAGUUUGGCAUCGAGAGGGGCAAAGGAAGGAGGGGAGGUGGGAGAGUGUGGGGAAGGAGGUGGGGAGGCGGGGAAAGGGAACUUGUCAAGUACCAAGGAAGUGAGGGCGGAAGAUAAGGGGGCAGUUAAAGGGGGGCAAGGGGAAGAGCAUGAGGACGGGACAAGAGCUUGCAACGAGUCAAGAGCUUGUAGCGAAUCAGCAUUAUUUAUUGAGAUAGAUUGUAAGGAGGAUGGGGCGCAGAGUCGGGUAGAAGAAGGUGCGAAUAAGGGAAAGCAGCAAACGGAGCAGCUAGAACGAGUGGCGUCAUCACUAACUGGAGCAGUUCAUAACGAGGAUAAGUUACUGAUGGGCCAAUUGUCAAGCUCCUCGUUUGGGUCAUCCUUUGGAUCUGAACCUCCCAGCCCAUCCUCCUUCAUUUCCAAGCCUCUCUUUAAGAAACUGCCUCCUGCUAUAGCGAGUACAGAAGGGCGGGCCCAGCGAUUGAAUGUACACACCGCUGAGGAAAUUGAGCCUUCUCCUAAGGGGACUCCGAGGCAGCUUGUAAGGGGUACAGGAGCAGCAGAGGAAGGGGGGGUGAGAGGGGAGGAGGCUCGAGGGCUAAUCCGGGGUGGGUGGUUGGAGCUAGGGAGAAGGCGAGAGGAGGCGGAGAGAGGACUGCGAGAAGCCUUGAGGGCGAGAGAAGAGGCAGAGAGAGGGAAGCAGGGAGCAGAGAGGAAACGGAAGGAAGCAGAAGAGAGAAUGGUUAGGGCUUUACUGGAACGGGAUGAAGCAGAGAGAAGGAGAGAGGAAGCUGAAGGGAGGUUGGGGGAAGUGGAAGGGUUGUGGAGGGAGAGUGAGAAGGGGAGAGAGAUGGAGGGGAGGAGGAGGGAGGAGGUUGAAAGGGAGUUGGAGGAGGAGAGGAGGAGGAGGGAGGAGGCGGAGAAGGGGAGGGAGGAGGCAGAGAGGAGGAAGGGUGAGGGUGAGGAGGAGAGGGAGGAGGCUGUGAGGAGGGCGAGGGAUGUGGAGAAAGAGGGGGAGAGAGUGAGGGAGGAGGUGGAGAGAGAAAGGGGAGAAAUGGAAGGGAGGUUGGUAACAGCAAGUAAAGCAGUGAGGGAAGCUGAGGCGAAGAGAGACGAAGCUGUAAAGGCAAUGGAGGAGGCUCAUAACGGGGAAAAAGCAGCCCUUGAGUUGAGAGACCAGGCGGUAUAUGAGAGGGAGGAGAUGGCGAGGGAAAGGGAUGAGGCCGAAAGGAGGAGGGUGGAGGAGGAAUCGAGGAGGAGGAUUGCAGAGGAGGAGUGUGAGGAGGCGAAGAGGAGGAGAGAGGUUGCUGAGAGUGCGAUAGAAGAGGCGGUAGGAGCAGCAGAGGGAGCAGAGAGAGGGAGGAAGGAAGCGGAGAGGUUGAGAGAGGUUGCAGUGAGAGAGAAGGUUGAAGCUGAGAGGGUAAUGGAAGGGGCUUUAAGGGAGAGGGAUAUGGCAUUACUGAAGGUGGAAGAAGCUGCUAAGAAGGUUCUGGAUGCUGAACGGAUGAGGAUUGAGGCUAAGCGAGUGUGGGAAGAUUCGGAUAAGAUUCGGGCAGAAGCGGAAACUGCGCAGGCUGAGGCUGAGAAAGCUCGGGCAGCUGCGGAGAAGUUUAAGGCGGAGUCGGAGCUGGUUCGGGCAGCUGCGGAAAUGGCUAGGGUGGAAGCUGAGGCGAUGAAACGUGAGGUGGAAGUAUUGCGGGCAGAAACGGCGGCGGCUCUGGCUGCCCGGGAAGAGGAACGGGCAAAGAAGAUUGGACUGGAGGGGAAAAUAGAAUCUUUAAUGCUGACCAUGGAAGCGCACCAACGGGCAGGGGGGGGUAGGUUAAGUGAAGGGGAGGAAGGGGAGAGAGUGAGGGAGGCAAGGAAGCGAAUGGAGGAAGCAGAGAACGUGGCACAUGACUUGAGAGUGUGGGGGAGGCAACUUCAAGCUGAGCUGCUUAAAGGGGAGGAGGAGAGAAGGGGCCUAGAAGAAAGGUGUAGGAAGGUUGAAGGGAGGGUAAGGGAUGUGCAGAGAGUGAGGGAGGAGGCGGAUAGGGGGAGGGAGAGGGCGGAGAGGGAAAGGGACGAGGUGAUUGGGAGGAUGAAGGAGGUGCAAGGAGAAGUGUUGAGGCUGAGAAGGGAGGUGAAACGGCUGAUGGGAGAGGAGGUGGGAGAGGAGAAAGAGGAGGAGGAGGGAAAGGGAGCUGAGGGGCAGCUGUUGCAGCUGCGUGGGUUGAUGGCAGCAGGAGGAAGGGAGGGGGAGGAGAGGUAUGGAGAGGAGGCGGAGAGGGUUAUACAGGAACUGGAGAAUGCUCUUAGCGAGUCAGAGAGGAGGAGAGUGAGUGCUGAGCAUGAGAGGGAUGUUGCUGCAAGGGAGAGGGAUGUAGCAGAGAGGGAAAGGGACGUAGCAGAGAGGCGGCUGGUUGAGAGGGAGAGGGAGAGGGAAGAAAGAGAGGGGGAGAGGGAGGAAAGAGAGAGGGAGAGGGAGGAAAGAGAGAGGGAGAGAGAAGAACAAGAGAGGGAGAGGGAGGAGACGCGGUUACAGGCGGAGAAGUGCAGAGAGGAGGCUGAAAGGGAGACGGCAGAAGCAGAGAAGAGAAGGGACAAAGCAGAGAGGGCGUGGAGUGAGGCUGAGCAGAAGAGAGAGGAGGCUGAGGCAGCGAAAUGCGAGGCGGAGAAAGAGAGGGAGGAAGCGGAGAAGGCAAGGAGUGAGGCUGAGCAGAAGAGGGAGGAAGCGGAGAAGGCAAGGAGUGAGGCUGAGCAGAAGAGAGAGGAGGCUGAGGCAGCGAAAUGCGAGGCGGAGAAAGAGAGGGAGGCAGUGGAGAAGGCAAGGAGUGAGGCUGAGCAGAAGAGAGAGGAGGCUGAGGCAGCGAAAUGCGAAGCAGAGAAAGAGAGGGAGGAAGCGGAGAAGGCAAGGAGUGAGGCUGAGCAGAAGAGAGAGGAGGCUGAGGCAGCGAAAUGCGAGGCGGAGAAAGAGAGGGAGGAAGCGGAGAAGGCAAGGAGUGACGCUGAGCAGAAGAGAGAGGAGGCUGAGGCAGCGAAAUGCGAGGCGGAGAAAGAGAGGGAGGGAGCGGAGAAGGCAAGGAGUGAGGCUGAGCAGAAGAGAGAGGAGGCUGAGGCAGCGAAAUGCGAGGCGGAGAAAGAGAGGGAGGAAGCGGGGAAGGCAAGGAUUGAGGCUGAGCAAGCUAAAUGCGAGGCGGAGAAAGGGAGGGAGGAAGCGGAGAAGGCAAGGAGUGAGGCUGAGCAGAAGAGAGAGGAGGCUGAGGCAGCGAAAUGCGAGGCGAAGAAAGAGAGCGAGGAAGCGGAGAAGGCAAGGAGUGAGGCUGAGCAGAAGAGAGAGGAGGCUGAGGCAGCGAAAUGCGAGGCGGAGAAAGAGAGGGAGGAAGCGGAGAAGGCAAGGAGUGAGGCUGAGCAGAAGAGAGAGGAGGCUGAGGCAGCGAAAUGCGAGGCGGAGAAAGAGAGGGAGGAAGCGGAGAAGGCAAGGAGUGAGGCUGAAGCUGCUAAAUGCGAGGCGGAGAAAGAGAGGGAGGUCGCGGAGAAGGCAAGGAGUGAGGCUGAGCAGAAGAGAGAGGAGGCUGAGGCAGCGAAAUGCAAGGCGGAGAAAGAGAGGGAGGAAGUGGAGCAGGCAAGGAGUGAGGCUGAGCAGAAGAGAGAGGAGGCUGAGGCAGCGAAAUGCGAGGCGGAGAAAGAGAGGGAGGAAGCGGAGAAGGCAAGGAGUGAGGCUGAGCAGAAGAGAGAGGAGGCUGAGGCAGCGAAAUGCGAGGCGGAGAAAGAGAGGGAGGAAGCGGAGAUGGCAAGGAGUGAGGCUGAGCAGAAGAGAGAGGAGGCUGAGGCAGCGAAAUGCGAGGCGGAGAAAGAGAGGGAGGAAGCGGAGAAGGCAAGGAGUGAGGCUGAAGCUGCUAAAUGCGAGGCGGAGAAAGAGAGGGAGGUCGCGGAGAAGGCAAGGAGUGAGGCUGAGCAGAAGAGAGAGGAGGCUGAGGCAGCGAAAUGCAAGGCGGAGAAAGAGAGGGAGGAAGUGGAGCAGGCAAGGAGUGAGGCUGAGCAGAAGAGAGAGGAGGCUGAGGCAGCGAAAUGCGAGGCGGAGAAAGAGAGGGAGGAAGCGGAGAAGGCAAGGAGUGAGGCUGAGCAGAAGAGAGAGGAGGCUGAGGCAGCGAAAUGCGAGGCGGAGAAAAAGAGGGAGGAAGCGGAGAAGGCAAGGAGUGAGGCUGAGCAGAAGAGAGAGGAGGCUGAGGCAGCGAAAUGCGAGGCGGAGAAAGAGAGGGAGGAAGCGGAGAAGGCAAGGAGUGAGGCUGAAGCUGCUAAAUGCGAGGCGGAGAAAGAGAGGGAGGUCGCGGAGAAGGCAAGGAGUGAGGCUGAGCAGAAGAGAGAGGAGGCUGAGGCAGCGAAAUGCAAGGCGGAGAAAGAGAGGGAGGAAGUGGAGCAGGCAAGGAGUGAGGCUGAGCAGAAGAGAGAGGAGGCUGAGGCAGCGAAAUGCGAGGCGGAGAAAGAGAGGGAGGAAGCGGAGAAGGCAAGGAGUGAGGCUGAAGCUGCUAAAUGCGAGGCGGAGAAAGAGAGGGAGGACGCGGAGAAGGCAAGGAGUGAGGCUGAGCAGAAGAGAGAGGAGGCUGAGGCAGCGAAAUGCGAGUCGGAGAAAGAGAGGGAGGAAGCGGAGAAGGCAAGGAGUGAGGCUGAGCAGAAGAGAGAGGAGGCUGAGGCAGCGGAAUGCGAGGCGGAGAAAGAUAGGGAGAAAGCGGAGAAGGCAAGGAGUGAGGCUGAGCAGAAGAGAGAGGAGGCUGAGGCAGCGAAAUGCAAGGCGGAGAAAGAGAGGGAGGAAGCGGAGAAGGCAAGGAAUGAGGCUGAGCAGAAGAGAGAGGAGGCUGAGGCAGCGAAAUGCGAGGCCAAGAAAGAGAGGGAGGAAGCGGAGAAGGCAAGGAGUGAGGCUGAGCAGAAGAGAGAGGAGGCUGAGGCAGCGAAAUGCGAGGCGGAGAAAGAGAGGGAGGACGCGGAGAAGGCAAGGAGCGAGGCUGAGCGGAAUAGAGAGGAGGCUGAGGCAGCGAAAUGCGAGGCGGAGAAAGAGAGGGAGGAAGCGGAGAAGGCAAGGAGUGAGGCUGAGCAGAAGAGAGAGGAGGCUGAGGCAGCGAAAUGCAAGGCGGAGAAAGAGAGGGAGGAAGUGGAGCAGGCAAGGAGUGAGGCUGAGCAGAAGAGAGAGGAGGCUGAGGCAGCGAAAUGCGAGGCGGAGAAAGAGAGGGAGGAAGCGGAGAAGGCAAGGAGUGAGGCUGAAGCUGCUAAAUGCGAGGCGGAGAAAGAGAGGGAGGUCGCGGAGAAGGCAAGGAGUGAGGCUGAGCAGAAGAGAGAGGAGGCUGAGGCAGCGAAAUGCAAGGCGGAGAAAGAGAGGGAGGAAGUGGAGCAGGCAAGGAGUGAGGCUGAGCAGAAGAGAGAGGAGGCUGAGGCAGCGAAAUGCGAGGCGGAGAAAGAGAGGGAGGAAGCGGAGAAGGCAAGGAGUGAGGCUGAGCAGAAGAGAGAGGAGGCUGAGGCAGCGAAAUGCGAGGCGGAGAAAAAGAGGGAGGAAGCGGAGAAGGCAAGGAGUGAGGCUGAGCAGAAGAGAGAGGAGGCUGAGGCAGCGAAAUGCGAGGCGGAGAAAGAGAGGGAGGAAGCGGAGAAGGCAAGGAGUGAGGCUGAAGCUGCUAAAUGCGAGGCGGAGAAAGAGAGGGAGGUCGCGGAGAAGGCAAGGAGUGAGGCUGAGCAGAAGAGAGAGGAGGCUGAGGCAGCGAAAUGCAAGGCGGAGAAAGAGAGGGAGGAAGUGGAGCAGGCAAGGAGCGAGGCUGAGCAGAAGAGAGAGGAGGCUGAGGCAGCGAAAUGCGAGGCGGAGAAAGAGAGGGAGGAAGCGGAGAAGGCAAGGAGUGAGGCUGAGCAGAAGAGAGAGGAGGCUGAGGCAGCGAAAUGCGAGGCGGAGAAAAAGAGGGAGGAAGCGGAGAAGGCAAGGAGUGAGGCUGAGCAGAAGAGAGAGGAGGCUGAGGCAGCGAAAUGCGAGGCGGAGAAAGAGAGGGAGGAAGCGGAGAAGGCAAGGAGUGAGGCUGAAGCUGCUAAAUGCGAGGCGGAGAAAGAGAGGGAGGUCGCGGAGAAGGCAAGGAGUGAGGCUGAGCAGAAGAGAGAGGAGGCUGAGGCAGCGAAAUGCAAGGCGGAGAAAGAGAGGGAGGAAGUGGAGCAGGCAAGGAGCGAGGCUGAGCAGAAGAGAGAGGAGGCUGAGGCAGCGAAAUGCGAGGCGGAGAAAGAGAGGGAGGAAGCGGAGAAGGCAAGGAGUGAGGCUGAGCAGAAGAGAGAGGAGGCUGAGGCAGCGAAAUGCGAGGCGGAGAAAAAGAGGGAGGAAGCGGAGAAGGCAAGGAGUGAGGCUGAGCAGAAGAGAGAGGAGGCUGAGGCAGCGAAAUGCGAGGCGGAGAAAGAGAGGGAGGAAGCGGAGAAGGCAAGGAGUGAGGCUGAAGCUGCUAAAUGCGAGGCGGAGAAAGAGAGGGAGGUCGCGGAGAAGGCAAGGAGUGAGGCUGAGCAGAAGAGAGAGGAGGCUGAGGCAGCGAAAUGCAAGGCGGAGAAAGAGAGGGAGGAAGUGGAGCAGGCAAGGAGUGAGGCUGAGCAGAAGAGAGAGGAGGCUGAGGCAGCGAAAUGCGAGGCGGAGAAAGAGAGGGAGGAAGCGGAGAAGGCAAGGAGUGAGGCUGAAGCUGCUAAAUGCGAGGCGGAGAAAGAGAGGGAGGACGCGGAGAAGGCAAGGAGUGAGGCUGAGCAGAAGAGAGAGGAGGCUGAGGCAGCGAAAUGCGAGUCGGAGAAAGAGAGGGAGGAAGCGGAGAAGGCAAGGAGUGAGGCUGAGCAGAAGAGAGAGGAGGCUGAGGCAGCGGAAUGCGAGGCGGAGAAAGAUAGGGAGAAAGCGGAGAAGGCAAGGAGUGAGGCUGAGCAGAAGAGAGAGGAGGCUGAGGCAGCGAAAUGCAAGGCGGAGAAAGAGAGGGAGGAAGCGGAGAAGGCAAGGAAUGAGGCUGAGCAGAAGAGAGAGGAGGCUGAGGCAGCGAAAUGCGAGGCCAAGAAAGAGAGGGAGGAAGCGGAGAAGGCAAGGAGUGAGGCUGAGCAGAAGAGAGAGGAGGCUGAGGCAGCGAAAUGCGAGGCGGAGAAAGAGAGGGAGGACGCGGAGAAGGCAAGGAGCGAGGCUGAGCGGAAUAGAGAGGAGGCUGAGGCAGCGAAAUGCGAGGCGGAGAAAGAGAGGGAGGAAGCGGAGAAGGCAAGGAGUGAGGCUGAGCAGAAGAGAGAGGAGGCUGAGGCAGCGAAAUGCAAGGCGGAGAAAGAGAGGGAGGAAGUGGAGCAGGCAAGGAGUGAGGCUGAGCAGAAGAGAGAGGAGGCUGAGGCAGCGAAAUGCGAGGCGGAGAAAGAGAGGGAGGAAGCGGAGAAGGCAAGGAGUGAGGCUGAAGCUGCUAAAUGCGAGGCGGAGAAAGAGAGGGAGGUCGCGGAGAAGGCAAGGAGUGAGGCUGAGCAGAAGAGAGAGGAGGCUGAGGCAGCGAAAUGCAAGGCGGAGAAAGAGAGGGAGGAAGUGGAGCAGGCAAGGAGUGAGGCUGAGCAGAAGAGAGAGGAGGCUGAGGCAGCGAAAUGCGAGGCGGAGAAAGAGAGGGAGGAAGCGGAGAAGGCAAGGAGUGAGGCUGAGCAGAAGAGAGAGGAGGCUGAGGCAGCGAAAUGCGAGGCGGAGAAAAAGAGGGAGGAAGCGGAGAAGGCAAGGAGUGAGGCUGAGCAGAAGAGAGAGGAGGCUGAGGCAGCGAAAUGCGAGGCGGAGAAAGAGAGGGAGGAAGCGGAGAAGGCAAGGAGUGAGGCUGAAGCUGCUAAAUGCGAGGCGGAGAAAGAGAGGGAGGUCGCGGAGAAGGCAAGGAGUGAGGCUGAGCAGAAGAGAGAGGAGGCUGAGGCAGCGAAAUGCAAGGCGGAGAAAGAGAGGGAGGAAGUGGAGCAGGCAAGGAGCGAGGCUGAGCAGAAGAGAGAGGAGGCUGAGGCAGCGAAAUGCGAGGCGGAGAAAGAGAGGGAGGAAGCGGAGAAGGCAAGGAGUGAGGCUGAAGCUGCUAAAUGCGAGGCGGAGAAAGAGAGGGAGGACGCGGAGAAGGCAAGGAGUGAGGCUGAGCAGAAGAGAGAGGAGGCUGAGGCAGCGAAAUGCGAGUCGGAGAAAGAGAGGGAGGAAGCGGAGAAGGCAAGGAGUGAGGCUGAGCAGAAGAGAGAGGAGGCUGAGGCAGCGAAAUGCGAGGCGGAGAAAGAUAGGGAGAAAGCGGAGAAGGCAAGGAGUGAGGCUGAGCAGAAGAGAGAGGAGGCUGAGGCAGCGAAAUGCAAGGCGGAGAAAGAGAGGGAGGAAGCGGAGAAGGCAAGGAAUGAGGCUGAGCAGAAGAGAGAGGAGGCUGAGGCAGCGAAAUGCGAGGCCAAGAAAGAGAGGGAGGAAGCGGAGAAGGCAAGGAGUGAGGCUGAGCAGAAGAGAGAGGAGGCUGAGGCAGCGAAAUGCGAGGCGGAGAAAGAGAGGGAGGAAGCGGAGAAGGCAAGGAGUGAGGCUGAGCAGAAGAGAGAGGAGGCUGAGGCAGCGAAAUGCGAGGCGGAGAAAGAGAGGGCGGAAGCGGAGAAGGCAAGGAGUGAGGCUGAGCAGAAGAGAGAGGAGGCUGAGGCAGCGAAAUGCGAGGCGGAGAAAGAGAGGGAGGAAGCGGAGAAGGCAAGGAGUGAGGCUGAGCAGAAGAGAGAGGAGGCUGAGGCAGCGAAAUGCGAGGCGGAGAAAAAGAGGGAGGAAGCGCAGAAGGCAAGGAGCGAGGCUGAGCGGAAUAGAGAGGAGGCUGAGGCAGCGAAAUGCGAGGCGGAGAAAGAGAGGGAGGAAGCGGAGAAGGCAAGGAGUGAGGCUGAAGCUGCUAAAUGCGAGGCGGAGAAAGAGAGGGAGGUGGCGGAGAAGGCAAGGAGUGAGGCUGAGCAGAAGAGAGAGGAGGCUGAGGCAGCGAAAUGCAAGGCGGAGAAAGAGAGGGAGGAAGUGGAGCAGGCAAGGAGUGAGGCUGAGCAGAAGAGAGAGGAGGCUGAGGCAGCGAAAUGCGAGGCGGAGAAAGAGAGGGAGGAAGCGGAGAAGGCAAGGAGUGAGGCUGAAGCUGCUAAAUGCGAGGCGGAGAAAGAGAGGGAGGCGGAGAAAGAGAGGGAGGAAGUGGAGCAGGCAAGGAGUGAGGCUGAGCAGAAGAGAGAGGAGGCUGAGGCAGCGAAAUGCGAGGCGGAGAAAGAGAGGGAGGAAGCGGAGAAGGCAAGGAGUGAGGCUGAAGCUGCUAAAUGCGAGGCGGAGAAAGAGAGGGAGGACGCGGAGAAGGCAAGGAGUGAGGCUGAGCAGAAGAGAGAGGAGGCUGAGGCAGCGAAAUGGGAGUCGGAGAAAGAGAGGGAGGAAGCGGAGAAGGCAAGGAGUGAGGCUGAGCAGAAGAGAGAGGAGGCUGAGGCAGCGAAAUGCGAGGCGGAGAAAGAUAGGGAGAAAGCGGAGAAGGCAAGGAGUGAGGCUGAGCAGAAGAGAGAGGAGGCUGAGGCAGCGAAAUGCAAGGCGGAGAAAGAGAGGGAGGAAGCGGAGAAGGCAAGGAAUGAGGCUGAGCAGAAGAGAGAGGAGGCUGAGGCAGCGAAAUGCGAGGCCAAGAAAGAGAGGGAGGAAGCGGAGAAGGCAAGGAGUGAGGCUGAGCAGAAGAGAGAGGAGGCUGAGGCAGCGAAAUGCGAGGCGGAGAAAGAGAGGGAGGAAGCGGAGAAGGCAAGGAGUGAGGCUGAGCAGAAGAGAGAGGAGGCUGAGGCAGCGAAAUGCGAGGCGGAGAAAGAGAGGGAGGAAGCGGAGAAGGCAAGGAGUGAGGCUGAGCAGAAGAGAGAGGAGGCUGAGGCAGCGAAAUGCGAGGCGGAGAAAGAGAGGGAGGAAGCGGAGAAGGCAAGGAGUGAGGCUGAGCAGAAGAGAGAGGAGGCUGAGGCAGCGAAAUGCGAGGCGGAGAAAGAGAGGGAGGAAGCGGAGAAGGCAAGGAGUGAGGCUGAGCAGAAGAGAGAGGAGGCUGAGGCAGCGAAAUGCAAGGCGGAGAAAGAGAGGGAUGAAGCGGAGAAGGCAAGGAGUGAGGCUGAGCAGAAGAGAGAGGAGGCUGAGGCAGCGAAAUGCGAGGCGGAGAAAGAGAGGGAGGAAGCGGAGAAGGCAAGGAGUGAGGCUGAGCAGAAGAGAGAGGAGGCUGAGGCAGCGAAAUGCGAGGCGGAGAAAGAGAGGGAGGAAGCGGAGAUGGCAAGGAGUGAGGCUGAGCAGAAGAGAGAGGAGGCUGAGGCAGCGAAAUGCAAGGCGGAGAAAGAGAGGGAGGACGCGGAGAAGGCAAGGAGUGAGGCUGAGCAGAAGAGAGAGGAGGCUGAGGCAGCGAAAUGUGAGGCGGAGAAAGAGAGGGAGGAAGCGGAGAAGGCAAGGAGUGAGGCUGAGCAGAAGAGAGAGGAGGCUGAGGGAGUGAAAUGUGAGGCGGAGAAAGAGAGGGAGGAAGCGGAGAUGGCAAGGAGUGAGGCUGAGCAGAAGAGAGAGGAGUCUGAGGCAGCGAAAUGCGAGGCGGAGAAAGAGAGGGAGGAAGCGGAGAAGGCAAGGAGUGAGGCUGAGCAGAAGAGAGAGGAGGCUGAGGCAGCGAAAUGCGAGGCAGAGAAAGAAAGGGAGGAAGCGGAGAAGGCAAGGAGUGAGGCUGAGCAGAAGAGAGAGGAGGCUGAGGCAGCGAAAUGCGAGGCGGAGAAAGAGAGUGAGAAAGCGGAGAAGGCAAGGAGUGAGGCUGAGCAGAAGAGAGAGGAGGCUGAGGCAGCGAAAUGCGAGGCGGAGAAAGAGAGGGAGGAAGCGGAGAAGGCAAGGAGUGAGGCUGAGCAGAGAAGAGAGGAGGCUGAGGCAGCGAAAUGCGAGGCGGAGAAAGAGAGGGAGGAAGCGGAGAAGGCAAGGAGUGAGGCUGAGCAGAAGAGACAGGAGGCUGAGGCAGCGAAAUGCGAGGCGGAGAAAGAGAGGGAGGAAGCGGAGAAGGCAAGGAGUGAGGCUGAGCAGAAGAGAGAGGAGGCUGAGGCAGCGAAAUGCGAGGCGGAGAAAGAGAGGGAGGAAGCGGAGAAGGCAAGGAGUGAGGCUGAGCAGAAGAGACAGGAGGCUGAGGCAGCGAAAUGCGAGGCGGAGAAAGAGAGGGAGGAAGCGGAGAAGGCAAGGAGUGACGCUGAGCAGAAGAGAGAGGAGGCUGAGGCAGCGAAAUGCGAGGCGGAGAAAGAGAGGGAGGAAGCGGAGAAGGCAAGAAGUGAGGCUGAGCAGAAGAGAGAGGAGGCUGAGGCAGCGAAAUGUGAGGCGGAGAAAGAGAGGGAGGAAGCGGAGAUGGCAACGAGUGAGGCUGAGCAGAAGAGAGAGGAGGCUGAGGCAGCGAAAUGCAAGGCGGAGAAAGAUAGGGAGGAAGCGGAGAAGGCAAGGAGUGAGGCUGAGCAGAAGAGAGAGGAGGCUGAGGCAGCGAAAUGCGAGGCGGAGAAAGAGAGGGAGGAAGCGGAGAAGGCAAGGAUUGAGGCUGAGCAGAAGAGAGAGGAGGCUGAGGCAGCGAAAUGCGAGGCGGAGAAAGAGAGGGAGGAAGCGGAGAAGGCAAGGAGUGAGGCUGAGCUGAAGAGAGAGGAGGCUGAGGGAGCGAAAUGUGAGGCGGAGAAAGAGAGGGAGGAAGAGGAGAUGGCAAGGAGUGAGGCUGAGCAGAAGAGAGAGGAGGCCGAGGCAGCGAAAUGCAAGGCGGAGAAAGAGAGGGAGGAAGCGGAGAAGGCAAGGAGUGAGGCUGAGCAGAAGAGAGAGGAGGUUGAGGCUGCGAAAUGCGAGGCAGAGAAAGAAAGGGAGGAAGCGGAGAAGGCAAGGAGUGAGGCUGAGCAGAAGAGAGAGGAGGCUGAGGCAGCGAAAUGCGAGGCGGAGAAAGAGAGUGAGGAAGCGGAGAAGGCAAGGAGUGAGGCUGAGCAGAAGAGAGAGGAGGCUGAGGCAGCGAAAUGCGAGGCGGAGAAAGAGAGGGAGGAAGCGGAGAAGGCAAGGAGUGACGCUGAGCAGAAGAGAGAGGAGGCUGAGGCAGCGAAAUUCGAGGCGGAGAAAGAGAGGGAGGAAGCGGAGAAGGCAAGGAGUGAGGCUGAGCAGAAGAGAGAGGAGGCUGAGGCAGCGAAAUGCAAGGCGGAGAAAGAGAGGGAGGAAGCGGAGAAGGCAAGGAGUGAGGCUGAGCAGAAGAGAGAGGAGGCUGAGGCAGCGAAAUGCGAGGCGGAGAAAGAGAGGGAGGAAGCGGAGAAGGCAAGGAGUGACGCUGAGCAGAAGAGAGAGGAGGCUGAAGCAGCAAAAUGCAAGGCGGAGAAAGAGAGGGAGGAAGCGGAGAAGGCAAGGAGUGAGGCUGAGCAGAAGAGAGAGGAGGCUGAGGCAGCGAAAUUCGAGGCGGAGAAAGAGAGGGAGGAAGCGGAGAAGGCAAGGAGUGAGGCUGAGCAGAAGAGAGAGGAGGCUGAGGCAGCGAAAUGCAAGGCGGAGAAAGAGAGGGAGGAAGCGGAGAAGGCAAGGAGUGAGGCUGAUCAGAAGAGAGAGGAGGCUGAGGCAGCGAAAUGCGAGGCGGAGAAAGAGAGGGAGGAAGCAGAGAAGGCAAGGAGUGAGGCUGAGCAGAAGAGAGAGGAGGCUGAGGCAGCGAAAUGCGAGGCGGAGAAAGCGAGCGAGGAAGCGGAGAUGGCAAGGAGUGAGGCUGAGCAGAAGAGAGAGGAGGCUGAGGCAGCGAAAUGCAAGGCGGAGAAAGAGAGGGAGGAAGCGGAGAAGGCAAGGAGUGAGGCUGAGCAGAAGAGAGAGGAGGCUGAGGCAGCGAAAUGCGAGGCGGAGAAAGAGAGGGAGGAAGCGGAGAAGGCAAGGAGUGAGGCUGAGCAGAAGAGAGAGGAGGCUGAGGCAGCGAAAUGCGAGGCGGAGAAAGAGAGGGAGGAAGCGGAGAAGGCAAGGAGUGAGGCUGAGCAGAAGAGAGAGGAGGCUGAGGCAGCGAAAUGCGAGGCGGAGAAAGAGAGGGAGGAAGCGGAGAAGGCAAGGAGUGACGCUGAGCAGAAGAGAGAGGAGGCUGAGGCAGCAAAAUGCAAGGCGGAGAAAGAGAGGGAGGAAGUGGAGAAGGCAAGGAGUGAGGCUGAGCAGAAGAGAGAGGAGGCUGAGGCAGCGAAAUGCGAGGCGGAGAAAGAGAGGGAGGAAGCGGAGAAGGCAAGGAGUGAGGCUGAGCAGAAGAGAGAGGAGGCUGAGGCAGCGAAAUGCGAGGCGGAGAAAGAGAGGGAGGAAGCGGAGAAGGCAAGGAGUGAGGCUGAGCAGAAGAGAGAGGAGGCUGAGGCAGCGAAAUGCAAGGCGGAGAAAGAGAGGGAGGAAGCGGAGAAGGCAAGGAGUGAGGCUGAUCAGAAGAGAGAGGAGGCUGAGGCAGCGAAAUGCAAGGCGGAGAAAGAGAGGGAGGAAGCGGAGAAGGCAAGGAGUGAGGCUGAGCAGAAGAGAGAGGAGGCUGAGGCAGCGAAAUGCGAGGCGGAGAAAGAGAGGGAGGAAGCGGAGAAGGCAAGGAGUGAGGCUGAGCAGAAGAGAGAGGAGGCUGAGGCAGCGAAAUGCGAGGCGGAGAAAGAGAGGGAGGAAGCGGAGAAGGCAAGGAGUGAGGCUGAGCAGAAGAGAGAGGAGGCUGAGGCAGCGAAAUGCGAGGCGGAGAAAGAGAGGGAGGAAGCGGAGAAGGCAAGGAGUGACGCUGAGCAGAAGAGAGAGGAGGCUGAGGCAGCAAAAUGCAAGGCGGAGAAAGAGAGGGAGGAAGUGGAGAAGGCAAGGAGUGAGGCUGAGCAGAAGAGAGAGGAGGCUGAGGCAGCGAAAUGCGAGGCGGAGAAAGAGAGGGAGGAAGCGGAGAAGGCAAGGAGUGAGGCUGAGCAGAAGAGAGAGGAGGCUGAGGCAGCGAAAUGCGAGGCGGAGAAAGAGAGGGAGGAAGCGGAGAAGGCAAGGAGUGAGGCUGAGCAGAAGAGAGAGGAGGCUGAGGCAGCGAAAUGCAAGGCGGAGAAAGAGAGGGAGGAAGCGGAGAAGGCAAGGAGUGAGGCUGAUCAGAAGAGAGAGGAGGCUGAGGCAGCGAAAUGCAAGGCGGAGAAAGAGAGGGAGGAAGCGGAGAAGGCAAGGAGUGAGGCUGAGCAGAAGAGAGAGGAGGCUGAGGCAGCGAAAUGCGAGGCGGAGAAAGAGAGUGAGGAAGCGGAGAAGGCAAGGAGUGAGGCUGAGCAGAAGAGAGAGGAGGCUGAGGCAGCGAAAUGCGAGGCGGAGAAAGAGAGGGAGGAAGCGGAGAAGGCAAGGAGUGAGGCUGAGCAGAAGAGAGAGGAGGCUGAGGCAGCGAAAUGCGAGGCGGAGAAAGAGAGGGAGGAAGCGGAGAAGGCAAGGAGUGACGCUGAGCAGAAGAGAGAGGAGGCUGAGGCAGCAAAAUGCAAGGCGGAGAAAGAGAGGGAGGAAGUGGAGAAGGCAAGGAGUGAGGCUGAGCAGAAGAGAGAGGAGGCUGAGGCAGCGAAAUGCAAGGCGGAGAAAGAGAGGGAGGAAGCGGAGAAGGCAAGGAGUGAGGCUGAGCAGAAGAGAGAGGAGGCUGAGGCAGCGAAAUGCGAGGCGGAGAAAGAGAGGGAGGAAGCGGAGAAGGCAAGGAGUGAGGCUGAGCAGAAGAGAGAGGAGGCUGAGGCAGCGAAAUGCAAGGCGGAGAAAGAGAGGGAGGAAGCGGAGAAGGCAAGGAGUGAGGCUGAUCAGAAGAGAGAGGAGGCUGAGGCAGCGAAAUGCAAGGCGGAGAAAGAGAGGGAGGAAGCGGAGAAGGCAAGGAGUGAGGCUGAUCAGAAGAGAGAGGAGGCUGAGGCAGCGAAAUGCGAGGCGGAGAAAGAGAGGGAGGAAGCGGAGAAGGCAAGGAGUGAGGCUGAUCAGAAGAGAGAGGAGGCUGAGGCAGCGAAAUGCGAGGCGGAGAAAGAGAGGGAGGAAGCGGAGAAGGCAAGGAGUGAGGCUGAGCAGAAGAGAGAGGAGGCUGAGGCAGCGAAAUGCGAGGCGGAGAAAGAGAGUGAGGAAGCGGAGAAGGCAAGGAGUGAGGCUGAGCAGAAGAGAGAGGAGGCUGAGGCAGCGAAAUGCGAGGCGGAGAAAGAGAGGGAGGAAGCGGAGAAGGCAAGGAGUGAGGCUGAUCAGAAGAGAGAGGAGGCUGAGGCAGCGAAAUGCAAGGCGGAGAAAGAGAGGGAGGAAGCGGAGAAGGCAAGGAGUGAGGCUGAUCAGAAGAGAGAGGAGGCUGAGGCAGCGAAAUGCGAGGCGGAGAAAGAGAGGGAGGAAGCGGAGAAGGCAAGGAGUGAGGCUGAGCAGAAGAGAGAGGAGGCUGAGGCAGCGAAAUGCGAGGCGGAGAAAGAGAGUGAGGAAGCGGAGAAGGCAAGGAGUGAGGCUGAGCAGAAGAGAGAGGAGGCUGAGGCAGCGAAAUGCGAGGCGGAGAAAGAGAGGGAGGAAGCGGAGAAGGCAAGGAGUGAGGCUGAGCAGAAGAGAGAGGAGGCUGAGGCAGCGAAAUGCGAGGCGGAGAAAGAGAGGGAGGAAGCAGAGAAGGCAAGGAGUGAGGCUGAGCAGAAGAGAGAGGAGGCUGAGGCAGCGAAAUGCGAGGCGGAGAAAGCGAGCGAGGAAGCGGAGAAGGCAAGGAGUGAGGCUGAGCAGAAGAGAGAGGAGGCUGAGGCAGCGAAAUUCGAGGCGGAGAAAGAGAGGGAGGAAGCGGAGAAGGCAAGGAGUGAGGCUGAGCAGAAGAGAGAGGAGGCUGAGGCAGCGAAAUGCAAGGCGGAGAAAGAGAGGGAGGAAGCGGAGAAGGCAAGGAGUGAGGCUGAUCAGAAGAGAGAGGAGGCUGAGGCAGCGAAAUGCGAGGCGGAGAAAGAGAGGGAGGAAGCAGAGAAGGCAAGGAGUGAGGCUGAGCAGAAGAGAGAGGAGGCUGAGGCAGCGAAAUUCGAGGCGGAGAAAGAGAGGGAGGAAGCGGAGAAGGCAAGGAGUGAGGCUGAGCAGAAGAGAGAGGAGGCUGAGGCAGCGAAAUGCGAGGCGGAGAAAGAGAGGGAGGAAGCGGAAAAGGCAAGGAGUGAGGCUGAGCAGAAGAGAGAGGAGGCUGAGGCAGCGAAAUGCGAGGCGGAGAAAGAGAGGGAGGAAGCGGAGAAGGCAAGGAGUGAGGCUGAGCAGAAGAGAGAUGAGGCUGAGGCAGCGAAACGCAAGGCGGAGAAAGAGAGGGAGGAAGCGGAGAAAGCAAGGAGUGAGGCUGAGCAGAAGAGAGAGGAGGCUGAGGCAGCGAAAUUCGAGGCGGAGAAAGAGAGGGAGGAAGCGGAGAAGGCAAGGAGUGAGGCUGAGCAGAAGAGGGAGGAAGCGGAGAAGGCAAGGAGUGAGGCUGAGCAGAAGAGAGAGGAGGCUGAGGCAGCGAAAUGCAAGGCGGAGAAAGAGAGGGAGGAAGCGGAGAAGGCAAGGAGUGAGGCUGAUCAGAAGAGAGAGGAGGCUGAGGCAGCGAAAUGCAAGGCGGAGAAAGAGAGGGAGGAAGCGGAGAAGGCAAGGAGUGAGGCUGAUCAGAAGAGAGAGGAGGCUGAGGCAGCGAAAUGCGAGGCGGAGAAAGAGAGGGAGGAAGCGGAGAAGGCAAGGAGUGAGGCUGAGCAGAAGAGAGAGGAGGCUGAGGCAGCGAAAUGCGAGGCGGAGAAAGAGAGUGAGGAAGCGGAGAAGGCAAGGAGUGAGGCUGAGCAGAAGAGAGAGGAGGCUGAGGCAGCGAAAUGCGAGGCGGAGAAAGAGAGGGAGGAAGCGGAGAAGGCAAGGAGUGAGGCUGAGCAGAAGAGAGAGGAGGCUGAGGCAGCGAAAUGCGAGGCGGAGAAAGAGAGGGAGGAAGCAGAGAAGGCAAGGAGUGAGGCUGAGCAGAAGAGAGAGGAGGCUGAGGCAGCGAAAUGCGAGGCGGAGAAAGCGAGCGAGGAAGCGGAGAAGGCAAGGAGUGAGGCUGAGCAGAAGAGAGAGGAGGCUGAGGCAGCGAAAUUCGAGGCGGAGAAAGAGAGGGAGGAAGCGGAGAAGGCAAGGAGUGAGGCUGAGCAGAAGAGAGAGGAGGCUGAGGCAGCGAAAUGCAAGGCGGAGAAAGAGAGGGAGGAAGCGGAGAAGGCAAGGAGUGAGGCUGAUCAGAAGAGAGAGGAGGCUGAGGCAGCGAAAUGCGAGGCGGAGAAAGAGAGGGAGGAAGCAGAGAAGGCAAGGAGUGAGGCUGAGCAGAAGAGAGAGGAGGCUGAGGCAGCGAAAUUCGAGGCGGAGAAAGAGAGGGAGGAAGCGGAGAAGGCAAGGAGUGAGGCUGAGCAGAAGAGAGAGGAGGCUGAGGCAGCGAAAUGCGAGGCGGAGAAAGAGAGGGAGGAAGCGGAAAAGGCAAGGAGUGAGGCUGAGCAGAAGAGAGAGGAGGCUGAGGCAGCGAAAUGCGAGGCGGAGAAAGAGAGGGAGGAAGCGGAGAAGGCAAGGAGUGAGGCUGAGCAGAAGAGAGAUGAGGCUGAGGCAGCGAAACGCAAGGCGGAGAAAGAGAGGGAGGAAGCGGAGAAAGCAAGGAGUGAGGCUGAGCAGAAGAGAGAGGAGGCUGAGGCAGCGAAAUUCGAGGCGGAGAAAGAGAGGGAGGAAGCGGAGAAGGCAAGGAGUGAGGCUGAGCAGAAGAGGGAGGAAGCGGAGAAGGCAAGGAGUGAGGCUGAGCAGAAGAGAGAGGAGGCUGAGGCAGCGAAAUGCAAGGCGGAGAAAGAGAGGGAGGAAGCGGAGAAGGCAAGGAGUGAGGCUGAGCAGAAGAGAGAGGAGGCUGAGGCAGCGAAAUUCGAGGCCGAGAAAGAGAGGGAGAAAGCGGAGAAGGCAAGGAGUGAGGCUGAGCAGAAGAGAGAGGAGGCUGAGGCAGCGAAAUUCAAGGCGGAGAAAGAGAGGGAGGAAGCGGAGAAGGCAAGGAGUGAGGCUGAGCAGAAGAGAGAGGAGGCUGAGGCAGCGAAAUGCGAGGCGGAGAAAGAGAGGGAGGAAGCGGAAAAGGCAAGGAGUGAGGCUCAGCAGAAGAGAGAGGAGGCUGAGGCAGCGAAAUGCAAGGCGGAGAAAGAGAGGGAGGAAGCGGAGAAGGCAAGGAGUGAGGCUGAGCAGAAGAGAGAGGAGGCUGAGGCAGCGAAAUGCGAGGCGGAGAAAGAGAGGGAGGAAGCGGAGAAGGCAAGGAGUGAGGCUGAGCAGAAGAGGGAGGAAGCGGAGAAGGCAAGGAGUGAGGCUGAGCAGAAGAGAGAGGAGGCUGAGGCAGCGAAAUGCAAGGCGGAGAAAGAGAGGGAGGAAGCGGAGAAGGCAAGGAGUGAGGCUGAGCAGAAGAGAGAGGAGGCUGAGGCAGCGAAAUUCGAGGCCGAGAAAGAGAGGGAGAAAGCGGAGAAGGCAAGGAGUGAGGCUGAGCAGAAGAGAGAGGAGGCUGAGGCAGCGAAAUGCAAGGCGGAGAAAGAGAGGGAGGAAGCGGAGAAGGCAAGGAGUGAGGCUGAGCAGAAGAGAGAGGAGGCUGAGGCAGCGAAAUGCGAGGCGGAGAAAGAGAGGGAGGAAGCGGAGAAGGCAAGGAGUGAGGCUGAGCAGAAGAGAGAGGAGGCUGAGGCAGCGAAAUGCAAGGCGGAGAAAGAGAGGGAGGAAGCGGAGAAGGCAAGGAGUGAGGCUGAGCAGAAGAGAGAGGAGGCUGAGGCAGCGAAAUGCGAGGCGGAGAAAGAGAGGGAGGAAGCGGAGAAGGCAAGGAGUGAGGCUGAGCAGAAGAGAGAGGAGGCUGAGGCAGCGAAAUGCGAGGCGGAGAAAGAGAGGGAGGAAGCGGAGAUGGCAAGGAGUGAGGCUGAGCAGAAGAGAGAGGAGGCUGAGGCAGCGAAAUGCGAGGCGGAGAAAGAGAGGGAGGAAGCGGAGAAGGCAAGGAGUGAGGCUGAGCAGAAGAGAGAUGAGGCUGAGGCAGCGAAACGCAAGGCGGAGAAAGAGAGGGAGGAAGCGGAGAAAGCAAGGAGUGAGGCUGAGCAGAAGAGAGAGGAGGCUGAGGCAGCGAAAUGCGAGGCGGAGAAAGAGAGGGAGGAAGCGGAGAAGGCAAGGAGUGAGGCUGAGCAGAAGAGGGAGGAAGCGGAGAAGGCAAGGAGUGAGGCUGAGCAGAAGAGAGAGGAGGCUGAGGCAGCGAAAUGCAAGGCGGAGAAAGAGAGGGAGGAAGCGGAGAAGGCAAGGAGUGAGGCUGAGCAGAAGAGAGAGGAGGCUGAGGCAGCGAAAUUCGAGGCGGAGAAAGAGAGGGAGAAAGCGGAGAAGGCAAGGAGUGAGGCUGAGCAGAAGAGAGAGGAGGCUGAGGCAGCGAAAUGCAAGGCGGAGAAAGAGAGGGAGGAAGCGGAGAAGGCAAGGAGUGAGGCUGAUCAGAAGAGAGAGGAGGCUGAGGCAGCGAAAUGCGAGGCGGAGAAAGAGAGGGAGGAAGCGGAGAAGGCAAGGAGUGAGGCUGAGCAGAAGAGAGAGGAGGCUGAGGCAGCGAAAUUCGAGGCGGAGAAAGAGAGGGAGGAAGCGGAGAAGGCAAGGAGUGAGGCUGAGCAGAAGAGAGAGGAGGCUGAGGCAGCGAAAUGCAAGGCGGAGAAAGAGAGGGAGGAAGCGGAGAUGGCAAGGAGUGAGGCUGAGCAGAAGAGAGAGGAGGCUGAGGCAGCGAAAUGCGAGGCGGAGAAAGAGAGUGAGGAAGCGGAGAAGGCAAGGAGUGAGGCUGAGCAGAAGAGAGAGGAGGCUGAGGCAGCGAAAUUCGAGGCGGAGAAAGAGAGGGAGGAAGCGGAGAAGGCAAGGAGUGAGGCUGAGCAGAAGAGAGAGGAGGCUGAGGCAGCGAAAUGCAAGGCGGAGAAAGAGAGGGAGGAAGCGGAGAAGGCAAGGAGUGAGGCUGAGCAGAAGAGAGAGGAGGCUGAGGCAGCGAAAUUCGAGGCGGAGAAAGAGAGGGAGAAAGCGGAGAAGGCAAGGAGUGAGGCUGAGCAGAAGAGAGAGGAGGCUGAGGCAGCGAAAUGCAAGGCGGAGAAAGAGAGGGAGGAAGCGGAGAAGGCAAGGAGUGAGGCUGAGCAGAAGAGAGAGGAGGCUGAGGCAGCGAAAUGCGAGGCGGAGAAAGAGAGGGAGGAAGCAGAGAAGGCAAGGAGUGAGGCUGAGCAGAAGAGAGAGGAGACUGAGGCAGCGAAAUGCAAGGCGGAGAAAGAGAGGGAGGCAGCUGAGAAGGCAAGGAGUGAGGCUGAUCAGAAGAGAGAGGAGGCUGAGGCAGCGAAAUGCGAGGCGGAGAAAGAGAGGGAGGAAGCAGAGAAGGCAAGGAGUGAGGCUGAGCAGAAGAGAGAGGAGGCUGAGGCAGCGAAAUUUGAGGCGGAGAAAGAGAGGGAGGAAGCGGAAAAGGCAAGGAGUGAGGCUGAGCAGAAGAGAGAGGAGACUGAGGCAGCGAAAUGCAAGGCGGAGAAAGAGAGGGAGGAAGCGGAGAAGGCAAGGAGUGAGGCUGAUCAGAAGAGAGAGGAGGCUGAGGCAGCGAAAUGCAAGGCGGAGAAAGAGAGGGAGGAAGCGGAGAUGGCAAGGAGUGAGGCUGAGCAGAAGAGAGAGGAGGCUGAGGCAGUGAAAUGUGAGGCGGAGAAAGAGAGGGAGGAAGAGGAGAUGGCAAGGAGUGAGGCUGAGCAGAAGAGAGAGGAGGCUGAGGCAGCGAAAUGCGAGGCGGAGAAAGAGAGGGAGGAAGCGGAGAAGGCAAGGAGUGAGGCUGAGCAGAAGAGAGAGGAGGCUGAGGCAGCGAAAUGCAAGGCGGAGAAAGAGAGGGAGGAAGCGGAGAAAGCAAGGAGUGAGGCUGAGCAGAAGAGAGAGGAGGCUGAGGCAGCGAAAUGCGAGGCGGAGAAAGAGAGGGAGGAAGCGGAGAAGGCAAGGAGUGAGGCUGAGCAGAAGAGGGAGGAAGCGGAGAAGGCAAGGAGUGAGGCUGAGCAGAAGAGAGAGGAGGCUGAGGCAGCGAAAUGCGAGGCGGAGAAAGAGAGGGAGGAAGCGGAGAAGGCAAGGAGUGAGGCUGAUCAGAAGAGAGAGGAGGCUGAGGCAGCGAAAUGCGAGGCGGAGAAAGAGAGGGAGGAAGCGGAGAAGGCAAGGAGUGAGGCUGAGCAGAAGAGAGAGGAGGCUGAGGCAGCGAAAUGCGAGGCGGAGAAAGAGAGGGAGGAAGCGGAGAAGGCAAGGAGUGAGGCUGAGCAGAAGAGAGAGGAGGCUGAGGCAGCGAAAUGCGAGGCGGAGAAAGAGAGGGAGGAAGUGGAGAAGGCAAGGAGUGAGGCUGAGCAGAAGAGAGAGGAGGCUGAGGCAGCGAAAUGCGAGGCGGAGAAAGAGAGGGAGGAAGUGGAGAAGGCAAGGAGUGAGGCUGAGCAGAAGAGAGAGGAGGCUGAGGCAGCGAAAUGCGAGGAGGAGAAAGAGAGGGAGGAAGCGGAGAAGGCAAGGAGUGAGGCUGAGCAGAAGAGAGAGGAGGCUGAGGCAGCGAAAUGCAAGGCGGAGAAAGAGAGGGAGGAAGCGGAGAAGGCAAGGAGUGAAGCUGAGCAGAAGAGAGAGGAGGCUGAGGCAGCGAAAUGCGAGGCGGAGAAAGAGAGGGAGGAAGCGGAGAAGGCAAGGAGUGAGGCUGAGCAGAAGAGAGAGGAGGCUGAGGCAGCGAAAUGCGAGGCGGAGAAAGAGAGGGAGGAAGCGGAGAAGGCAAGGAGUGAGGCUGAGCAGAAGAGAGAGGAGGCUGAGGCAGCGAAAUGCAAGGCGGAGAAAGAGAGGGAGGAAGCGGAGAAGGCAAGGAGUGAGGCUGAUCAGAAGAGAGAGGAGGCUGAGGCAGCGAAAUGCGAGGCGGAGAAAUUGAGGGAGGAAGCGGAGAAGGCAAGGAGUGAGGCUGAGCAGAAGAGAGAGGAGUUUGAGGCAGCGAAAUGCGUGGCGGAGAAAGAGAGGGAGGCAGUGGAGAAGGCAAGGAGUGAGGCUCAGCAGAAGAGAGAGGAGGCUGAGGCAGCGAAAUGCGAGGCGGAGAAAGAGAGUGAGGAAGCGGAGAAGGCAAGGAGUGAGGCUGAGCAGAAGAGAGAGGAGGCUGAGGCAGGGAAUUGCGAGGCGGAGAAAGAGAGGGAGGAAGCGGAGAAGGCAAGGAUUGAGGCUGAGCAGAAGAGAGAGGAGGCUGAGGCAGCGAAAUGCGAGGCGGAGAAAGAGAGGGAGGAAGCGGAGAAGGCAAGGAGUGAGGCUGAGCAGAAGAGAGAGGAGGCUGAGGCAGCGAAAUGCAAGGCGGAGAAAGAGAGGGAGGAAGCGGAGAAGGCAAGGAGUGAGGCUGAGCAGAAGAGAGAGGAGGCUGAGGCAGCGAAAUGCGAGUCGGAGAAAGAUAGGGAGGAAGCGGAGAAGGCAAGGAGUGAGGCUGAGCAGAAGAGAGAGGAGGCUGAGGCAGCGAAAUGCGAGGCGGAGAAAGAGAGGGAGGAAGCGGAGAAGGCAAGGAGUGAGGCUGAGCAGAAGAGAGAGGAGGCUGAGGCAGCGAAAUGCGAGGCGGAGAAAGAGAGGGAGGAAGCGGAGAAGGCAAGGAGUGAGGCUGAGCAGAAGGGAGAGGAGGCUGAGGCAGCGAAAUGCAAGGCGCAGAAAGAGAGGGAGGAAGCGGAGAAGGCAAGGAGUGACGCUGAGCAGAAGAGAGAGGAGUUUGAGGCAGCGAAAUGGGUGGCGGAGAAAGAGAGGGAGGAAGCGGAGAAGGCAAGGAGUGAGGCUGAGCAGAAGAGAGAGGAGGCUGAGGCAGUUAAAUGCGAGGCGGAGAAAGAGAGGGAGGAAGCGGAGAAGGCAAGGAGUGAGGCUGAGCAGAAGAGAGAGGAGGCUGAGGCAGCAGCAUUGGAGGCUGAGAAUGAGAGGGAAGGGAUUGAGAGGAGGAGGAUACAGACUGAGUCAAGUUUGAAUGAUGCACUGAGGAGGUUGAGUGAUGUUUCAGAUGCUGUUGACAAAGCUAAGAGGGAUGCUGACAAGGCUAGACUGGAUGCUGAUGUGGCAAGAUGUGAUGCUGAUGUGGCAAGACGUGAUGCUGAUGUGGCACGACGAGAGGCUGAUGCGGCCAGAUGUGUUGCUGACGAAUGUAAGCUCGCUGCUGAGCUGGCAAAACAAGCUUCUGACUUGGCAAGGCAAGAUGCUGAAGUGGCGAGGCGUGCAGCCGAGCAGGCAGAGGAGGAAAGAAGGAUGGCUGAGAGAAUAAGAGAGGAGGCCGGGAAGAAUGGGGAUGGAGGGGGGUGGGUGAAGGAACUGGAACGGUUGAGGCUUGAAUUGGAGAUGACUAGGAUUGAGGGGGAGAUUGCAAGGAAAGAGCUUGAAAGAGUGACAAGGGAUGGGGAUUUUGUGAGGGAGGAGCUUCAGAGAGUGGGAAGGGAUGGAGAGAGUUUGAAGGAAGAACUAGAGAGAGUGAGAGGGGAGUUGGGGAGAGUGAGAAAGGAGCUGGAGCGAGUGACGGAGGCUAAGAGGGAGAGUGUGCGGAACCUGAGCGAGUCGUUGGUGGCUUCAGAGGAGCAGAGGAAGAAGCUGGUGGAGCUGCUUCGAAUGGCCGAGAGCUUUGAAGGAUUCUCUACAUCACUCUGGUGA
Molecule: messenger RNA, 24675 nt
Organism: Closterium sp. NIES-65
Lineage: Eukaryota; Viridiplantae; Streptophyta; Zygnematophyceae; Desmidiales; Closteriaceae
Source: the annotation of a GenBank genome assembly